This is a messenger RNA of Wyeomyia smithii (pitcher-plant mosquito), 1476 nucleotides long. RefSeq lists its product as uncharacterized. The transcript is spliced from 4 exons. Lineage: Eukaryota; Metazoa; Arthropoda; Insecta; Diptera; Culicidae. Bases 1 to 1476 code for a protein of 491 amino acids. The record is from RefSeq and is a predicted model, not a curated record.
AUGUACGGUAUUGCGUCGGCACCAGCAAUCUGGCAACGGCAGAUGGAGGUAAUCCUACAAGGGAUUAAUGGAGUAAGUGUUUUUCUCGACGAUAUCAAGAUUACGGGGCCCGAUGAUGAAACGCACCUGCGACGACUGGAAGAAGUUCUUCGGAGACUGAACCAGAACGACGAAGUACCGUUCAAGUGGACUAGGCAGUGCGAGGAGUCUUUCGAUGACGUGAAAAGACAAAUGCAAGCGGAGAAAUGUCUUGCUCGUUACUCUCCGGAGCUACCAUUACUGCUAGCAACAGACGCGUCACCAUACGGAGUGGGCGCAGUAUUAAGUCACUUGAUGCCGGAUGGAACGGAGCGUCCUAUACAGUUUGCUUCUCAAACGCUUAACCGGGUUCAACAAAACUACAUGCAGUUCCUGUACGGCCGAAAGUUUACGUUGAUCACAGAUAAUCGAGCAAUAUCCAAGAUAUUUGGUGAGCAUAAGGGACUACCGGUGAUGUCAGCCAUACGCAUGCAACACUAUGCGACCUACCUACAAUUGUUCGACUACACGAUCCGGUUUAGAAAAUCAAAGAACCAUGCUAAUGCAGACGCAAUGUCUCGGAUUCCUCUGCCACAGAAAGAACCGGAGAACGUGAUUGAAGAGGCCGAUGUUAUUGAGCUUAACCAGAUUGAAACGUUGCCGUUAACUGCUGCGGAGCUGGCUCAGGCCACAUCUGAAGAUGAAUCAGUGCGAAAUCUUGUUCAGAGAAUCAAAAUCUUCCCAACAAUUCUUGCGAAUGAACGGUGUCAUACACAAGAUGGGGGCACCGUACCACCCAUCAACGAACGGACAGGCAGAACGCUACGUGCAAACCUUCAAACAAAAAUUGAAAGCCUUGAAGUGUCCGACAUCACAGUUCAAUUUACAGAUAGGGAACAAAUUGCUGACCUACCGAAGGAUGUUGCACCCCGACGACAGAUUCGGUCAAGAAUAGAUCUAAUGUUGCCGAAAAACGAAAUAAGACAUGCUUCCGAUUUAACAGUUGAAGAACUUCAUGACGGAGAUCGAGUUAGGGUACGAGACUUUCUUUCCCGUGACAAGUGGAAGUUCGGUAGAAUCGUCGAGAAGGCUGGGAAACUUCGAUAUACUGUCCGUUUGGAUGACGGAAGAUUAUGGGAACGUCACGUCGACUAUAUUGUUGGAGUCGGUGCACACUUGCCAGAGGAUUUGGUGAAUACCCCACGAGAAGUGGUAGACACUGAACGAGCAUUUUUGACGGUUCCUGCUACUUCCCCGGUGGCUAGAGCCCCUGAGUAUACUGGUCAGGUAUCCGUUGGUCAACGUCCGGUUACUCCAUCUCAACCUUCUGAAUCGCUUACGGAUAUAGUUCCUGAACUAAUCGCUGGUCCUUCAACUACAACAGCAAUCAAACCUGCUGACGAGCCCCUUAGGGGUUCAAAACGAUCGAUAAAAGUUCCCCAGAGACUGAACCUGUAA